Xyrauchen texanus (razorback sucker) is the source of this 4746-nucleotide messenger RNA. RefSeq names its product putative aminopeptidase W07G4.4. Gene Ontology annotation, biological process: proteolysis. Gene Ontology annotation, molecular function: manganese ion binding; metalloaminopeptidase activity. The record is from RefSeq and is a predicted model, not a curated record. Gene Ontology annotation, cellular component: cytoplasm. The transcript has 16 exons. Bases 20 to 1576 code for a protein of 518 amino acids. NCBI's taxonomy places the organism in Eukaryota, Metazoa, Chordata, Actinopteri, Cypriniformes, Catostomidae.
UCUCUCGAUUCACUUCAAGAUGAGUGGAAACGUAAAGAUGUCCGUCAGUAUCCAGCCUGUCCAGUGGACCGCAGACUGCAAGGAUCAAAAUUUUGAUGGCAUUAUCUUGGUAGCCCAAUGUUGUGAGCAGCUCCCUGAUGUGCUGGAGUGUUUAAAAGCACCCUUGCAGGACUAUAGUGCAGUGGACCGAGGCUUAGGGGAAGAAGUCGUGGUUGUUAAGGUUCCUGGUCUCCCUGGAAACAGAUUGGUGUUUGCCUCCACUGGUCCAGUGAAUCGGGACUAUGAUGAUGUCAGACGGUUCAGUGACGCUGGCGCUAAUGGCAUUAAGAGGGCUCUGAAAGCUGGCAUGCAGCGCCCUCUGCUGGUUUGUCCUCCACACAACAGCUAUGCCAGAAACAGAUUAGUGGCUGUGCUGGGAGCCCUGCAAGCUCUCUAUGUGCCAUUAGAGGUGAGGGAACUGAAGUCGUCCCUCCAUAAGGUUUCUGUGUUGGGCAUCUGGGUGGAAGAUAAGUCGCAGGGAGCAGACAUUACUGAGCUGGCCAUUGCUCUGGAGAGUGGCAGGUUUGUAUAUCGGGAUAUUGGUGGCUCUGACCCAGAGCGUAUGGCUGCUCCACGUGUAGCAGAGUAUGUUCAAGCAGUCUUCAAGGACAGUCCUGUAAAGGUGACGGUAGUGAGUGAUUUGAAUACUUUGGAGAAGGAGUACCCCUGUUUGGCUGCAGUAAACCGCUGUGCUAACACUGUGCCACGACAUCAGGCCAGAGUGAUCAAACUGCUGUACUGUGGGGAAGGACCCAUUCAACAGACUCUUAUGGUGGUCGGCAAGGGCAUUACAUAUGACACGGGUGGAGCUGACAUCAAGGCUGGUGGAAUCAUGGCUGGAAUGCACAGAGAUAAAUGUGGAUCUGCUGCUGUUGCUGGCUUCUUCCAGAUCCUAGCCAAACUAAAGCCCAAACACCUGAAGGUUGUGGGUGCAAUGGCAAUGGUGCGGAACAGUGUUGGUUCUGAUUGUUAUGUAGCGGAUGAAUUGGUGGUGUCUCGUGCCGGUCACAGAAUCAGAGUUGGAAACACUGAUGCUGAAGGAAGAAUGGUCAUGGUGGACUUGCUGUGUGAGAUGAAGGAGCAGGCCUUACGGGAACCUUUUCCCCAUCUCUUCACGAUUGCCACUCUGACUGGACAUGCUAUUAGAGCCAUGGGACCAAACUACUCUAUCAUAAUGGAAAAUGGUGCUGCUCAACGCUCAGGGAACGCACUGCAGUGGCAGAAAGCUGGAGAAGUUCUUGGAGAUAUGUUUGAGGUGUCCACCAUUCGUAGAGAGGAUUACGAGUUCCACAAAGGGAAGUCUGAGUACGAGGAGAUCCUGCAGUCAAAUAACCUCCCCUCUUCUGCCACACCACGUGGACACCAGACACCUGCUGCCUUCCUCAUCAUGGCCUCUGGACUAGAUAAGCAUGGACUUGACUCCGACAAAUCUCUGCCUUAUUCCCAUAUUGACAUUGCUGGAUCUAGUGGCCCCUUCCCUGGAGUCCCAACAGGUGCACCUAUCCUUGCCAUGGCGACAAAGUACCUGCAGCUCUAAAUAUCCACACAUGAUUUUGUCUGUUUUGGUGUUAUGCCAGUUCUCUGAUUAAUGGCUUUCAUUUCAGUCUUAAUCUGCUAUGUCGAGUGCACCAUGUUGAUGUAAGACAGAGAAAAAUAGGGGCAUUUGCUCAGUAUAUCCAUCAUUGUAAACGCCAUCCAUCUUUUCAUCUCUCUAAUAACUCCAUAUAUGCCCUUAAAAAAAUUAUUUUCACAUCCUUGAAAACUUCUACACUCCUCUGUAACACACAGACACUCAUUGUUUAAUUUUCAAGUCCUGUGCAGGCUGUCCAAAUCAGCACAAUUUACCAAAGUGUUUUGUUUUCUUAAUCUGUAGCUGUACAGUUUUCUCACAUGGUCUUGUUAAAGAGAGGGUGAGGAGGAUGACAAUUUUUGGGGCAAAAUUGAUGAGAAAUUAUACGUAAUGUGUGAUAAAUACAUAGGGUAAAACCAUUCAUUUUGUACAAGUAUAGUUUGUGUGACCAGAAUUUGACAAUAAAUACAUAAAUGAGCAUGAUGCAUUCUUCUGUUUCCAAAUAUACGGCUGUAUUAAAACUGUUGAAUAUUUUCCCAAAUUUCAUAUUAUUUUUCCCCAAAUUCUGUGUUUUAGAUUAUUAUUUUUCUGAAUUCAAAGUUGGGAGUUUUUUUUAUUUUUUUGUCAAAUACAGUGCUGCAAAGCAGAGCAUCACAGUAUUAAUGAAAGCAUUGAUAAACUUUUAUUUAAUGCAACAGCACUCUUGCCUGUGAAAUAUUGCUGAAAUGUAUUUAAGAUGUAUUUGUAUUAUUAUUCAUUAAUACUGCAUUGAAUAUUGAUCCUACAUUUUACUAUACAGUAGCAAUACAUUCCUGUCGCAAUUUCUUAUAUUUCACUUGUCUACUUAAAUUGAGUAUUUUAAGAAGAUGAGAAAAAAGUGAUUUAAGCAGAAUGGCUGCAAUUUAAUCAUAUACAUGUAUAACAAAUCAAAUCUCUUUAUUGUCACAACCAUAUACACAAGUGAAACAGUGGCUGAAAUUCUUGGGUGCAGUUCUGAGCAACAUAGCAGUCAUGACAAUGAUGAGACAUAUACCAAUUACAAUAAACAUCAGAUAUACACAAUUACACACAACACAAUUUACAUAUCUAAUAUACACAUAAUUACACACAACACAAUGUACAAAUAAUAAUAUACAAUGUACUGUACACAAUAUAGAAUAUGCGGUAUACAAUAAAAAUAGUGUGUGUGUAUAUAUAUAUAUAUAUACACAGCAUGUUGUAUUGUGCUGUAUUGGCAUUCAGGCUGUUGGUUGAUAGUCAGUUGCCAGAAUAUAAUUCAUAACAGUCCAGUGUGAGAUAAUAAGAUUAAUAAAGUGCUGUGAUGUAUAUUGAUCGUGAGAGAUCAAGAGUACAAAAGUGUGAUUGCUUGGGAGAAGAAGCUGUCAUAUAGUCGUCUGGUGCGGGUCCUGAUGCUGCGAUACCGCCUGCCUGAUGGUAGCAGUGAGAGCAGCCCAUGGCUUGGAUGUAGUCUCUGAUGAUCCUCUGAGCUUUUUUCACACACCGCCUGGUAUAUAUGUCCUGGAGGGAGGGGAGCUCACCUCUGAUGAUGUGUCUGGCAGUUCGCACCACAAUUUGCAGUUGAGGGCAGUGCUAUUGCCGUACCAGGCGGUGAUGCAGCCAGUCAGGAUGCUAUCUACAGUGCUGGUGUAGAACCGUGUGAGGAUGUGGUGGUUCAUUCCAAACUUCCUCAGGUGUCUCAGGAAGAAGAGGAGCUGGUGAGCCUUCUUCACAAUGGCCUCAGUGUGGACGGACCACGUGAGUUCCUCAGUGAUGUGGACACCGAGGAACUUGAAGCUGCUGACUCUCUCCACCGGUGCUCCAUUAAUGGUGAUGGGGCUGUGUUCUCCGUCUUUCUUCCUGAAGUCCACUACAACUCCUUGGUCUUACUAACGUUGAGGGAGAGGUUGUGCUCGUGACACCAGCGUGUCAGAGCGUGCACCUCCUCUCUUUAGGCUCUUUCAUCAUUGUCAGUGAUCAGACCUACCACCGUCGUAUCGUCAGCAAACUUAAUGAUGGCAUUGGAGCUAUGUGCUGCCACACAGUCAUGUGUGUAUAGGGAAUACAGGAGUGGGCUGAGAACACAGCCCUGUGGGGCUCCAGUGUUGAGGGUCAGUGAUGAGAAGAUGUUGCUGCCCAUUCUAACCACCUGGCAUCUGCUUGAUAGGAAGUCCAGGAUCCAGCUGCACAGCGAGCUGUUUAAGCCCAGAGCUUCGCACCAAGCUUGGAGGGCACUAUGGUGUUGAAUGCUGAGCUGUAGUCUACAAACAGCAUUCUCACAAAUGUGUUCCUUUUUUCCAGGUGGGAGAGAGCAGUGUGUAUUGUAGAUGCAAUGGCAUCAUCAGUGGAGCGGUUGUUGUGGUAGGCAAACUGCAAUGGGUCCAAAGAGGUGGGCAGCACAGAGCACAUGUAAUCUCUGAUUAGUCUCUCAAAGCACUUGCUGAUGAUGGGGGUCAGAGCAACAGGAUGCCAGUCAUUUAAGCAAGUGAUUUUGGAUUGCUUUGGUACAGGCACAAUGGUGGACGUUUUAAAGCAUGUGAGGACCACAGACAAGGAUAGGGAAUGGUUGAAAAUGUCUGAAAAACGCUUUCUAGUUAAUGGAUUCUGUGAUUUCUGCAUUGUGCAAAUCAUAAGGUUCUUCAAAUUAAUCUAUGGUGUAGUCUAGUUCCACCAUAGUCACCAAAGACUUGGUGAUUCCACCUGCCAUUGGUCAAACAGAUAGAUAGUGCUACCCCCAACUCAUGCCACUGGUUGAGUAAUGUUGGUGAGUGGGAUCUAAACGGAUAAUUGAAAACAAACUGGAAUUUUCAUUGUGCCAAAGAGACAGUAGGUGCAAUCCAAUCCGCAGUGUCCCUAUGCAGUGCUUACUGCUCCCUUCUCAAUGAGCAUGGGAUAUGUGUUUAAAUCUGCUCGUUUAGUAUACCCUGCAAUGUCAUCAAACACUGAACGCAUGAGUCUCGCUAAUUACGGGGUGCAUGUAAGAUGACACAAUAUACUUGUGUAAAUGCAUAUAAAUGUACAAUAAAUAACCUUACAUCCACAUAUAUACAUUUAUAUAAUAUUAACGUGUCUACCAGCAGUAUGUAUUGUUCUUUACAUAUUGUUAUACAUUUAAAUUAAUAUAUUUCUCCAGACUUGUA